Molecule: messenger RNA, 2643 nt
Organism: Tarenaya hassleriana
Lineage: Eukaryota; Viridiplantae; Streptophyta; Magnoliopsida; Brassicales; Cleomaceae
Product: protein AUXIN SIGNALING F-BOX 2-like
Exons: 3
Coding region: 753-2516 (587 amino acids)
Biological process (GO): SCF-dependent proteasomal ubiquitin-dependent protein catabolic process
Cellular component (GO): SCF ubiquitin ligase complex
Molecular function (GO): protein binding
Source: RefSeq, a predicted model, not a curated record
GAGAGAUCAGAGAGGGAAAAACAGGGAGGAGAGAGAUCAGAGAGAGAGUUGCUGGGCUUUUGCUUUGCUUGCGUGAUCUCCCUCAUCAGCUUCUGAUCAUCUCAUCAUCAUUGGAUUUUGAUUUUGAUUUUGAUUUUUUGAUGCUUACUCUCUUUUGGUUUCAGAGGACGAAGCAGUUUCCGUUUAUGGCAGCAUUUUCAGAUUCUCCGGAUCUGUGAUUCUCGAUCAUAUUCAACGUUCUUCUCUCUGAUCAUCACGAUUUCUAUUUUGAUCUUGAAUACGAUCGUCUCUUCGAGCAUCUUCGCUGUUUUUUUUGUUCAGAAUCCAUCAUCAUUUUUUUGUCGGAGUGAUUCGAGUUCUUCGAUCCAUUCUGUAGAUCUAACUUUGGCAGUUUAGUUUGUAGUUUUCCCGGUAGAUCUAAGUCUCACCCUCCAUGUUCAGUUUCUAGAGCUCAGAAUCUGUUGGAAUCUCGAAUCUCUCUGUUUUUCCAGUUCGCUAUCUAAAAAUUUUCCGACACUAUUGGAUCUCUAGCUCUGUCUACUUAGGUCCACCGAGCUGAGCGGAAGUAAAACCCACGAGUCUCCUCUUAGUUUCCGGUGAAUUUCCUUGAGCUGAGGAUCUGGUGGAAUCUGGUAUCUCUGUUUUUCUAUUUCAAUAGUGUUGGAUCUCGCUCUCCUAAGUAGCUCCACUGGUCUGAAGUUCAAAUUCACGAGUUCCCUUCAAGUUUCCGGCUUAAUUUUCUGGGGAUUCGGAUGAGGGUUAUGUGCCUGAGAGAGGGAAAGAUGAACUAUUUCCCUGACGAGGUCAUAGAGCACGUGUUCGACUUCAUAACGUCGCACAGAGACAGGAACGCGAUAUCUACGGUGUGCAAAUCGUGGCACAAGAUCGAGAGGUACAGCAGGCGGAAGGUGUUCAUCGGCAACUGCUACGCCAUUAACCCGGAGAGGGUGAUACGGAGGUUUCCGUGCCUCAAGUCGUUAGUUCUGAAAGGGAAGCCUCAUUUCGCUGACUUCAACUUGGUUCCUCACGACUGGGGAGGUUUUGUCCACCCGUGGAUCGAGGCCUUGGCGAGAAGCCGCGUGGGGCUUGAGGAGCUGAGGUUGAAGCGGAUGGUGGUGUCCGACGAGAGCCUGGAGCUGCUUUCGCGUUCCUUCGUGAAUUUCAAGUCGUUGGUUCUUGUCAGCUGUGAAGGGUUUACCACUGAUGGCUUAGCCGCCAUUGCUGCCAAUUGCAGGCAUCUUCGGGAGCUGGACUUGCACGAGAAUGAGGUUGAUGAUAACAGAGGUCAAUGGCUGAGCUGUUUUCCCGACAGCUCCACAUCCCUUACCUCGUUGAACUUUGCAUGCCUCAAAGGAGAUAUCAAUUUGUCGGCUCUAGAGAGGCUCGUUGCAAGAUCUCCCAACCUAAAGAGCCUGAAGCUCAACCGUGCAGUGCCGCUCGAUGCGCUCGCGAGGAUAAUGACGAGCGCUCCUCAGCUCAUGGACUUAGGAGUAGGGUCGUAUGUGAACGACCCGACUUCCGAUUCCUAUGCCAAACUCAAGACUGCCAUUCGGAAAUUCACUUCGUUACGGAGCUUGUCGGGCUUUCUUGAGGCUUCUCCCCGCUGCCUCUCGGGAUUCCACCCGAUAUGCCAUAACCUUGUCUCCUUGAAUCUAAGUUAUACAGCCGAGAUCCAUGGCAGCUACCUCGUAAAGCUUAUUCAGCAUUGCAAGAAACUUCAACGGUUAUGGAUACUGGAUAGUAUAGGCGAUAUAGGGCUAGCCGUCUUAGCUUCGACAUGCAAAGAGUUACAGGAACUUAGGGUUUUCCCGUCGGAUUUCCUUGGCGGUUUCAAUGAGGCUGUGACCGAAGAAGGUUUAGUCGCGAUCUCCGCCGGUUGCCCUAAGCUUCAUUCGAUUCUGUACUUCUGCAAGCAAAUGACAAAUGCGGCGCUCAAAACCGUGGCCAAGAACUGUCCGAACUUCAUCAGAUUCAGGCUAUGCAUACUCGAGCCAAACAAACCCGACCCCGUGACAUCUCAGCCAUUGGAUGAGGGUUUCGGAGCGAUUGUGAAGGCCUGCAAGGGUCUUACCCGGCUAUCCCUCUCGGGUCUACUUACUGACCAGGUCUUCCACUACAUCGGGAUGUACGCCGAACAGCUUGAGAUGCUCUCGGUGGCUUUUGCGGGGGACACCGACAAGGGGAUGGUAUCCGUGUUGAACGGAUGCAAGAAGCUGAGGAAACUCGAGAUUCGGGAUAGCCCGUUCGGGAACGAGGCGUUACUGGCCGACGUUGGGAAGUACGAAACAAUGCGAUCCCUUUGGAUGUCGUCCUGCCAAGUGACGCUAGGCGGCUGCAAGAGGCUCGCGAACAAGGCGCCGAGGCUCAACGUAGAGAUAAUAAACGAGAACGAGAACCGAGUGGAUCCGAACGGACACGAGGGUGACGAGGGAAAGCAGGUGGUGGAGAAGAUGUACCUUUACCGGACGGUGGUCGGGCCGAGGAAAGACGCUCCACCGUACGUGUGGAUUCUCUAGUUCCGUUACUCAAUGAAAUCUUAUUUUUCUUUUUCAGGUUGUGCUUUGCUUUGUUAGAACACAACUCUUCCAGUGAUGUUAUUGGCAUUUUUUUUAGUUCAAUGACUACGCCUUACUUUCGAGAGGA